Messenger RNA from Dermacentor silvarum, 2334 nucleotides. RefSeq names its product protein arginine N-methyltransferase 7. Bases 91 to 2136 code for a protein of 681 amino acids. NCBI's taxonomy places the organism in Eukaryota, Metazoa, Arthropoda, Arachnida, Ixodida, Ixodidae. The transcript has 14 exons. Gene Ontology annotation, molecular function: protein-arginine omega-N monomethyltransferase activity. Gene Ontology annotation, biological process: peptidyl-arginine methylation. The record is from RefSeq and is a predicted model, not a curated record.
UUUACGGGCGCACGUGGGAAUUUCCAUGUGCAGUUCCAGCACGCUUGACGACUUGUCAGUAGUGGCGAGCGUCUCAUUUUUCCGGCCGAAAUGGAGGAAGAAAUGGAGGUAGCGGUGUUCAGAGAUAACCCCAUAACGGGUACACGGGAAUUUGUCGAUUAUCACGAAGAUUAUGACCGCCAGCAAGAUCUUGCGAGGAGUGCGUUUGGCGACAUGCUCCACGACGAAGAACGAAACCAAAAGUACCAUCGCGCGUUACGCGAAGCUAUCGACACAGUGCAUCAGUUAGGAGCAAGAGCGAUAGUUCUGGACAUCGGUACCGGUUCGGGUCUUUUGGCAAUGAUGGCCGCUGAGCACGGAGCUGAAGUUGUGUACGCGUGCGAGGCAUUUCAGCCUACUGCAAACUGCGCAGCGAAAGUUAUGGAAGACAACGGCCUCAGCCAAAGAAUACAUCUCAUUGCGAAGAAGUCUAAAGAUUUGGAAGUUGGACCAGGCAAAGACAUGGAAGAGAAAGCAAACAUCAUUGUGGCAGAAGUGUUUGACACGGAGUUAAUUGGUGAAGGUGCCAUUGACACGUUUGCUGAUGCAUUUAAUAGACUUGCGCAGCCUGGUUGCAUCGCAGUACCUCAUGCAGCAACAGUGUAUGCUCAGGUGGUGGAGUCGUCAUUCUUGAGAAGCUACCACAUACCAAAUCCCAUUCAAGUGACACCUGAGCUUAAAGUUGACGUGCCUGCAUCAGUGCGAACGUGCCCUGGUAUGCCUUCAGCUAAUGACAUUCAACUGAGCCAGCUACAGCCAAAUGAUUUUGUGUGUGUCACUGACCACACGCCUGUUUUCAGGUUUGUUUUUUCUGACAUUGAGACAAUGAAAUAUGUGGAUGAAUGUUCACUUGUGCACCUAAAGUCAAAAGUUGAUGCCAUCUGCCAUGUUGUUGUGAUGUGGUGGGAGUUGGAGAUGAAUCCAAGCGACAGCAUUCACUUGUCCUGCGCACCAUACUGGGCUCAUCCUUUGGGCAAAGAGCAGCCGUGGCGGGACCAUUGGCUCCAGGCGGUUUACUAUCCACCCUAUGAAGUGAAUGUUCGGGCCAAUGAAAAUUUUUGCUUGGUUGCACGAAGAGAAAUCUACAACGUGUACGUUUUAAUCUCUUUGAGUUCCACUCCUAAGAUGCCGGAAAAGCCUUCCUGCCGCUGCAAUCUUCAUGCCUUUAUGAGCCCUACCAGAAUUGGUGCGCUUGGUGACCGCUCUCGCCACGCAAAGUUUGCUGCCGCACUCCGAAAGGUCAUUAAUAAGGACAGUGUGUGCCUCUGCGUUGGCAGUGACAUUAUGCUUCCCCUGAUGGCCUCCAUGCUUGGAGCAAAAGAGGUUUAUGUUGUUGUGGAUGAUAGCUAUGCUCAUUCUUUGCUGAAGGAAUAUGCUGAUCACAAUGGCCUUCGGAAUAUAUUUGGAAUCUCAAAAGAUGCACUAUGCCUCUCUGAACAAGAUCUAAUGAAAAAGGCAUCUGUGCUGAUUGGUGAGCCACACUUCAGCUCCAGCACCCUACCGUGGCAUAACCUAAAAUUCUGGUACGAAAAAUCUUCACUGCAACGCCUAAUGUGGCCAUCGGACUCUAUUGUAAUUAUUCCUCAAGGCUUCUAUUUAAAAGCGGUGGGAGUUCACUUUAGGGACCUCUGGAAGAUUAGAGCUCCCAUCGAAGUCACAGAAGGUUUCAACCUGGGUUCAUAUGGCAAGGUGGUUCAGGAGGCCCAGUCAGCCAGUGAUGACACCGUGGAGCCACAAUCAUUGUGGGAGUAUCCAUGCGAGGCUAUGACACAAGAGUUUACAAUUAUCAAGCUUGACAUGACAAAAGACCCUGACACAACGGACACCAUAUUAUGCCAUGGAGAGGUGCCUUUUGAAAAGCAAGGUCACUGCAAUGGAGUGGCGUUGUGGACAGAAUUCGUACUCGACGAUUCUAACACCGUCACAUCUGGUCCCACAAGACCAAUUGUUCCAGGUGAACAAAUUGUUUGGGAUCGCUUUGCCCGCCAGGGAGUUCAAUUUCUUACGCAGACCAUGUUGGACCCUAAAGUUCUCAAAUGGGCAUUUGCUUUUAAUUUGUCAACUGGUUGGAUACACUUUGACUUCAGUGUGCAAUGACUUUGAUGUGACUUUGGACCAGUUGGCAGCCAAGGAGACUGCAGUCAAUUGGACUCCGAUAAUGUUGUGCAAGUUAUGUUGCAUUGGGUUUUUAGUGAGGACCAGCUGACUGAUGUCAGUCAGCUCUUUUGUGUGUAAGUUAUUUUUAUAAAGGCAAUAAAACAUCAUUUCUACACUUCUGAAAUCUGAUGAAACAGC